Lottia gigantea (owl limpet) is the source of this 1041-nucleotide messenger RNA. RefSeq lists its product as hypothetical. The annotation marks the transcript as partial. Gene Ontology annotation, molecular function: non-membrane spanning protein tyrosine kinase activity; ATP binding. The record is from RefSeq and is a predicted model, not a curated record. The transcript has 5 exons. Gene Ontology annotation, biological process: protein phosphorylation. Lineage: Eukaryota; Metazoa; Mollusca; Gastropoda; Lottiidae.
UUAAAUUGUGAUGAUAUUGAUAACAUUACGGAUAAGGAAUAUAUUGCGUCAGGAUGGACCAAAGCCGUGUAUAAAGGAUUAUACAAAGGGAAACCAGUCGCCAUUAAAACUGUUGAUAUUAGAGGACAGGAUGUUGGGUCCUGUGUAGAGGCAGGGGGUUCCGUUGAGGAUUGUUAUUGGAGAGCUGCCCAGAAAAUCGUUAAAGAAAUAGUCAUACUGCAGGGAAUUCCACAUGAUAAUAUCAUUAAGGUUAUUGGAUUCUGUGUUCCGCAGAAAGACUCUGAGAAAGAUGGCGGCCGAACUGUUGUCAUGGUAACGGAAUUAGGAGAAACUAUCGAUUUAAUAAAACUUCUACAAAUGUCAUGGGAAGAGAGAUUAAGGAUAUCAUACGAUGUAACAGUAUUGAUGUACCAUCUCUCAGGAACGCUGUACGGACCAGUCUCUAUGAACGACUAUAGACGUCAACAGUUCGUCUUAGUUAAUGGUCAACUCAAGUUAUCUGAUGUUGAUGACGUGGGCUUUGAUGAACCUACAUGCUCAGAGGACAACGAUUGUCUUGUGAUAUUUUCUAGUUCUAAUUUUACCAAAAAACUGCAGUGUGUGGACGGUUACUGCCAUGGUUACAAUGAACACCGAAAUCUCUUUAACGCAGGCCGCCAUUUUACAACCUUUUUAUUACCUCAUGGUGCACCUAAAACCCUAAAACUUCCUAUAGACGAAAUAGUUAGUGCCUAUAAUAGUUUAUCUUUGAACUCGAAAAAAUUCGUUGAAAAAAUGACUCAAGUUGUGAAUGCCUAUAAAAGUGGGAAAUAUUUAAACAGAUCUUCAGUUGAGCAAAAGAAAAAUUAUAUAAAAUAUAGUAGUCGUGAUCUACCAGGUGAAUACGACUACAGAUGUCGCUACUCGAUGUCUGGAGGAGGCUGCACAGUUUCUGUGUUUGAUAGGAAGGAGGCAGAGGAUCUCUGUUCACGAGAUCCUGAAUGUAAAAGCUUUGUGAUGACCAAUUCUUUAACAUGGACAGGUAUGUGUCUUGUGUUUUUA